AUGGCGCGGCGCAGGCUGCCGGACGCGCUCAAGGAGGGGCGAGCCGAGGUGCUAUCUCACGACCAGGAGAAGCUGCUGCGCCGCGAGGAGGCGGUGCAGCGGCAGCUCAACGCCGCGGUCGAGAGGUACGCCGCCGCGCUCGAGCUCUUCGACCAGAAGAUGAAGGAGAAGCAGAAGAAGGCGCAGUGUGGUGCUGCGCCGGGUGUGAGCGGGUAUGAGCGAUCGGUGGAGCGGCGGUGUCGAUACAUGCGGCGCAGCGGCUGCGGGCGGGAGCAGGGCGUCGACGACUUCUCCGACUGCGCCGCCUUCAGCCUCGCGACGCCGCGCCUCGGCCUCCUCGCCCAUCGCCGUGGGCUCGCGCGGUUCGUGGACCUACGCUUCGCCAUUGCGAUGAGGCUCCUGCUCAUCCAGCGCUCUGCCGGUACUUUCGGCACUGUGUCGGUGACGCUCAGCGAGGUCACCCUCCGCAAAUACGCCGGCGACUGCCGAGCCAGCGCCGACCACUUCCCAUGGCUUGCGAGCGUGAGCCCGGCGUACCGCCUCUCGUCAGAAUUUGAGGGCGCUGGCGAGUUCCGCAAAGAGGACUGGAGGCUGCGGCGCGGCGAAGAGGUUGGCGCGAAGCUGCGGACUCGCUUCUUGCAGCGUGGCAGCGUGUAUCACUUCGAGGGCGAGCGAGGCGCGGAGCGUAUGGUGCGCCAGGUGUUCGACGGCACGGUGUUUCACUUCGAGGGCGAGCCAGGCGCGGAGCGUAUGGUGCGCCAGGUGGCUGUCGACGGCAUGGUGCUUCACUUCGAGGGCGAGCGAGGCGCGGAGCGGAAGCUGCGCACCGAGUAUCCCGACGGCGACGUGCUUCACUACGAGGGCGAGCGAGGCGCGGAGCGGAAGGUGCGCGAGUGUAUCGAAGGCAUGGUGAUUCACUACGAUGGCGAGAAAGGUAUGGAGCGGAUGGUGCGCGCGGUGAGUGCCAGCGGCGACGUGCACCACUACGAGGGCGAGCGAGAUGCGGAGCGGGUGGUGCGCACAGAGUGUGUCGACGGCGAGGUGUUUCACCACGAGGGCAGCGAGGCGCGGAGCGGAGGGUGCGCGAGGUGA
Molecule: messenger RNA, 1092 nt
Organism: Emiliania huxleyi CCMP1516
Lineage: Eukaryota; Haptophyta; Isochrysidales; Noelaerhabdaceae
Exons: 3
Coding region: 1-1092 (363 amino acids)
Source: RefSeq, a predicted model, not a curated record